This is a messenger RNA of Arachis ipaensis, 1266 nucleotides long. RefSeq lists its product as uncharacterized. NCBI's taxonomy places the organism in Eukaryota, Viridiplantae, Streptophyta, Magnoliopsida, Fabales, Fabaceae. Gene Ontology annotation, molecular function: zinc ion binding. The record is from RefSeq and is a predicted model, not a curated record.
AUGUGUCAAGACCACGCUCAACUAGAUAGCAAUGUGAUAUGCCAGCACAUAUUCCCCAUGGUGCAUGCUGAUGCGACUAUUUGUGUAAAGGUAUUGCAAGGAUUGGUAGAGUCAGCGUACGGGUACAAGGUGUCUUACAAGAAGGUUUGGCACGCGAAGCAGAAGGCAAUCGCAAGGAUCUAUGGUGAUUGGGACGAGUCGUAUGACCAGCUGCGCAGAUACUUCAAUGCGCUGCAAGCUUUCGUCCCAGGGACAAUUGUUGACCUCCAAACGGUUCCAUACUAUGUCGGAAACACGCUUGACCGUGAAAGUGUCAUGUUUCACCAGGUCUUCUGGUCGUUCUCUUCGUGUGUUCAAGCGUUUAGGCAUUGUAAGCCGCUGCUGUCAGUCGACGGAACACACCUGUACGGUAAGUACGCUGGCACCCUUCUCAUGGGCAUAGCACAGGAUGAAAACAACAACAUUCUGCCCGUCGCUUUCGCCCUCGUAGAAAGAGAGAACACAGAUUCAUGGUACUUCUUCCUGACUAAUUUGAGGAGACAUGUAGCGACUAGGCCAGGAGUUCUUCUUAUCUCCGACAGGCAUGCUGCAAUAAAGGCCGCGUUGGAGCGUGAAGGAUGUGGUUGGGAUCACAAUGCUUACUGUGUACGACAUAUUGCCUCGAACUUCGCAACAAGUUUCAAGAGUAAGGAAGCCAAAAGACACCUGGUUAAUGCCGCUUAUUCGAAGACCCAAGAGCAGGCGCAGUACUAUCUUGAGUUAAUUAGCAGCGAGGAUCCCAUAGCAUCACCGCAGAUGAUGAGUUGGAUACGAGGGUUAGAGCCACCUAAAUGGCUGCAGCACCUUGAUGAGGGCCGACGAUAUGGUCACAUGACGACCAAUCUUUCUGAGUGUAUCAACUCCGUCCUGAAGGGCACUAGAAAUCUACCAGUCUGUGCAAUUGUCAAGUCUACAUACCAUCGCCUAAAUGAGUUAUUCGUCGUGAAGGGUCGGCAAGCACAAGCGCAGAUUGCAAGCGGUCAGGUGUUCUCACAGUUCCUGCAGAAAGCCAUAUUAGCGAACCGUGAGGGAAUUUCUCAGAUGUUAGUGACGUCGUACGAUAGAGCCACAACCGUAUUCACAGUCGACGAGAUAGCUGCUGCAGGGGUGCAGUCUCGGUUUAGGGUUAACCUUCAGUUUCGUAGAUGUGACUGUGGUUACUUCCAGGCGUUACACUACCCAUGUGCUCAUGCUCUAGCCGCUUGCGCCUAUGCGAGACUCGAGUGA